This is a messenger RNA of Hydra vulgaris (swiftwater hydra), 1662 nucleotides long. RefSeq names its product Bardet-Biedl syndrome 4 protein. Gene Ontology annotation, biological process: cilium assembly; protein localization to cilium. Lineage: Eukaryota; Metazoa; Cnidaria; Hydrozoa; Anthoathecata; Hydridae. Gene Ontology annotation, molecular function: protein binding. Gene Ontology annotation, cellular component: ciliary basal body. The record is from RefSeq and is a predicted model, not a curated record.
GGUUGCUAUAGGACUUCAGCUCAUUACUAGAGAUGUAGCCAAGGUCAAAUUUGUAGCAUAAAGUUAAAUUCCAAUGAUUUCUUAUAUUGAUUUUUUAGUUUUAAAUAUGCAAAAAAAAAACUUAAGGUUUAUAAAGAAAUAAAGCAAUGGUUAGUGAAUCAGGUAUUAAACCAAAUUCAUCCAAUGAGCCAUUAGAAAGAACAGAUGAAAAACAUAAAGCGGAAACACUUAAAGGUGUUCGAGAAAAACGAGGAAAAGCUCCAGAAAUUCAUGUGUUUGAGAGGAAAAAUUGGUUGAUUCAUUUACACUAUAUUCGCAAAGAAUAUGAGUCAUGCAAGGCAUUGAUAAAAGAGGUCUUGUUGGAAUCAGAUACUAUGUGUGAAUAUCCACUAUAUGUUCAAGCAUUAAUACUACGCGAGGAGGGAAAUAUUCAAGAGGCAUUAGAAGUGUUUCAAAUGUGCCAGAAGAUUAAUCAAACAAAUGUUGAAAACUGGAAGCAAGUUGCACGCUGUUUAUUUCUCCUUGGUCGGCAUAAGAUGUCUUUAAGUGUUUACGAGGAAGGUUUAAAGCUUUCACCUAAAGACUGGGAGAUUGUUCAUAACAUGGGUGUUUGCUACUAUUACUUAAAUAAUACUAAAAAAGCCAAGGAGUUGUUUGAUCAAUGUCUACUCUUGGCGCGCCAUGAUAUCACAUACAUAAUGUUAGGAAAAUGUUUUCUGAAGGAAAAUGAUAUCGAUGGAGCAUUACAUGUGUUUCUGAAAGCACAGGAAUUUUCUCCUGAAAGUCCAGAAAUAAUGACUACCCUUGGUUUGUUGUACUUAAAGAUGAAUGAACCUGCUAAGGCAUUUGAUAAAUUUGGCAGUGCUCUUGUACAUGAUCCUUGCAAUGUUGAUGCAGUGCUAGGUAUUGGAGCAAUGAUUCAACAAAAAGAUGAUUUUGACGUUGCUCAAACAAAAUAUAAAAUUGCUGCUACAGAGAUACCUAUGUCUCCAUUCUUGUGGAACAAUAUUGGGAUGUGUUUUUUUGGGAAAAAGAAAUAUGUUGCGGCAGUUAGCUGUUUAAAACGCGCUGCUUACCUUGCUCCGUUUGAAUGGAGUAUUUUGUAUAAUUUAGGAUUAGUUCACUUGACUCUUCAACAAUAUGCAUCUGCCUUUCAUUAUCUAAAAGCAGGUAUUACUAUUCAACCUAAAAAUGGUCUACUCUUUAUGCUUUUAGCAGUUACAUUAACGUAUUUAAAUGCUGCGGAUGAUGCGAAGCAAGCUUAUGAGCAAUCGAUUUUAUAUUCUAAGAAUGAUCCGUUUGUUCAUUUAAAUUAUGCUGUGUUACUAAACAAAAUGGGAGAUCAAAGAACAUCAGCAAAGCAGUUGUCCUUUUUUAAGAAAGUUGCUAGUGAUGUAACUGACCAAGAGUUAUUGGAUACAGCGAAUCAGCUCGCAGCAGUUUUGCAAGUGGGUUCUACAUUUAAAAAGAACAAAGGCGAUUAAGUUGCAUGAUGGGCUCCGUACGAUCAAUGGCAUUAGUAUUUUGUCCCGACCAUGUUUAUGUUUGAUUUAUUUUUUCAGUUGCGUUAAAUAUACAUCUAAUAAACUAUAAUUGUAUAUGAAAGAUAUAUUAAAUUGAUUGUAUAUAUAAUUAUAAAAAGUUAAAUAAAAUCCAUAACUA